AGAAGAUGAGGUGAGUGUUGACUGAACAUACGAACUCAAAUUGAAAAUCGAUGCAACGAGAUUACGUUGUUUAUUUCAUCUGAACCAUUUUAGACACAACAUUUUAUCUUCUCAAUCGACGUCAGUUUUUCUAAUUAUCAUCUGCCUUGCCGAGUUCUUUGAAUGCCAGGAUGUCUGUAAUCAAACUGGAUGGACGACUUCGGGAAAAGUAAUUUUUGAAAAUAGUUCUUAUCGAUACUCUCAACAUUAUAUGUAUUUACAAAGCAUCAGUAUUAACCAGCCUCAGCCAUCUGUGACUACAAGUUUGGAUAAAUACACAGAUACUUUGAAUGUUAAACCAGAACUGUCGUUUAAAUAUUACAGUAGUCAGGUUAAAAAGUUCUUAUUUCCCUGCUGGUGGCAUAGAUAUAUACAGAGAAGAUUACCUCGGAUAUAUUGAAGCUUUUCAUGCAACCAGUAUAAGUCCUGAAUUUGCGAUUUUGAAUAAGAAGGAAUUAUUUGCUGUCAAAUGGUUUAUGAAUAAAGAAGUUGAUGGUAAACAGUUUACAGCCGAGGUAACUUACCUAAUACAUCCGAAUGGGAGAAUAGUUUUUUAUUAUGAUAAAGUAAGUUGUACAAUUGAAUGCAAAUGUAGUUUUAUUUCAAGUACUUCAGAUUACUCAACUAUUUCAUGUUUAUGAAUACUGUCAAAUAUAUAACUAGUUACACUGAACACGAAACAAAUGUAGCAACAUUCUGUAAAGUGCAAACGGAAUAUUUGACACUAUUAUUCAACCUUUGAUGACACAACUUAUUCAACCAUUUGUUCGAGACUGUGA
Molecule: messenger RNA, 818 nt
Organism: Schistosoma guineensis
Lineage: Eukaryota; Metazoa; Platyhelminthes; Trematoda; Strigeidida; Schistosomatidae
Source: the annotation of a GenBank genome assembly